Messenger RNA from Bursaphelenchus xylophilus (pine wood nematode), 3545 nucleotides. NCBI's taxonomy places the organism in Eukaryota, Metazoa, Nematoda, Chromadorea, Rhabditida, Aphelenchoididae. The record is from the annotation of a GenBank genome assembly.
AUGCUUACAAUUUGGGAGUUUCCUUUCCUGAUAUUCUUAUGUGCAGGACAGAUCCUUGACGAUGACUCAGGGAAUUUAGCACAAGUCAGAGCUUUGUUGGAUGAAAUUCGAUCUGAGACUGACAAAAAGUUCGGACUGUUCUUUGUAAGUGCCGUUUUGUACGAUGAAAGUUUUCUGGACCAUCUUUAUAAAUUUGAUUAAACAUCUGCUUUCCAGGACCCAGAUUCGGUGUCGCGGUCCCUGUCACAAGUAACCUUUGACGACGGGACUGAAGCCACGGUGAAUCGACCGUUUCACCGAGAGUUAUUCGAAAAUGACAUUAUUUUAACGAUCCCUCAAGCUGAGGCAAUUCUUCAAGAAAUCAAAGAAUGUAAGUGCUCUCAAAAUAUACAAUUGUUCGUAUUUAGCCAACAGAACGAAUCGGAGAUCCCGUCAAGCCCAACCAGGGCUCGAUUCUUUCUGGAAAAACACAACUAUCCCCUACAAAUUCUAUUAUAACGAUAAAGAUUGGCAGAAUCUGAUUAGAAGUGCCCUAAGACAUAUUGAAUCUCAAACUUGUAUCAGAUUCGAGGAGAAUGGAGCUGGUAAAGAUCAUUUACUCUACAUUAGAGGGUCUGGAUGUUGGUCGAAUGUGGGCAGAGUCGGAGGAAGGCAACAGGUUUCAAUCGGCUAUGGAUGUGAUGCGGUAAGCUCAAAUUGGAGUUCCCAUUGGUCCUUGCUAACUUCGCUUUUUAGAUGGGAAUUGUCGCUCACGAAACUCUUCAUGCUCUUGCUCUAUGGCAUGAGCAAUCAAGGAGUGAUCGUGAUAAACAUGUCAGCAUUGACUUCACCAAGAUUUUUCCGGUAAGUUAGCAGCAUUGUUAGUCAUGCCAUUUCUCAGGGAACCCAAAGUAACUUUGAACGCCGAACCGACAGAAACAGUGACAAUAUGGGACAGCCCUACGACUUAGGAUCAGUUAUGCAUUAUGGAUCUAGAGCCUUCAGCACUAAUUAUGACAGGUAAUAACAUGCGCGGAGUACGUCGUAUUUUAAACUGUUUUAGCUAUACAAUCCUGACCAAAGAUCCGAACUAUCAGCAGACCCUUGGGCAGAGAGAAGGGAUCUCAUUCAAAGAUGCCAAGAUGAUUAAUCUGAGGUAUUGCCAAAACGUUUGUUCGAAAGAACUGAAGUGUCUGAAUAAAGGAUACACUGACCCAAACUACUGCUAUCGCUGUAGAUGUCCUGAUGGCUUUGGCGGACAGCUUUGUCAGACAGUGCCUAAUAGCAGUGAGUAUCAGAAUCUUGGCUUCAUAUUCCAUUCUAGACGUCCCAAAAUGUCAAGGAGGUGAGCUGAGGGCUUUCUCGACCUCCCGAGCCCUCAGAAGUCCAGAAGUGAUCGCCGGAGCCAAGUGUUAUUGGCGAAUUAAGGCCAAUAAAGGAGAACGAGUCCAAAUUAACUUUGACAAAUCCGUAUUCCCUUGUGAAACAUCUUGCUCAAGUUACGUAGAGCUCAAAUACAAGAAAGACAAGACGCCAACUGGCGCUAGAAUCUGCUGCGACACCCCGAGCAAUCCAAUCUAUUCUGAAAACGAGGAAGUUCUGAUCAUGUUCAUUGGUGCUUCGGAUGUGCAGACCGGCUACAGUGGGUUCGAGUUGAGCUAUAAGUCAAGUAAGUUAACGUAAUUAAAAUAGUAACUGCCCUUUAAUUUCAGUCCCUGGAAGUGGAGUAAGUUGCACAAGUUUCAAUCAAGUUUAUGACUAACCUAACAUAAUACGCACGACACUAAUCCAAUACGUUGCUGUGAAUCUAAUUUCUCACUGUCUAACACAUUUAGUUACGCAGUAGAUCGCACAUAACUACACCAAGACCACUGCUAUAUAUAACAACAGCCACGCCCAGAACAACACUAAGGCCGGCGAUUCGAAGAUGGACUUAUAGGCCGAGAGGGACUACUAGAAGAGCGAGAGUUACUGGUCGAACUAGAAGACCAAGACCGACAUAUGCGCCGGUUAGGCCAACAAGACGACCGGCUAUUACACGAAGGAUAACGUGGAGAACAACAACACGCCGGGGAAGACAGAGAAGCCACAGUUUUAUUCCAGAAUGGGUAAAGAAGGUAACAUUGCAGUGUAAAAUAACUAAGAAACACAAACAGCUAACGUUUGCACUGAAACUAACUUACUUAAAAGUAGUCCAAAUAAUAAUAGAUCAACCACUAUGACUUAAAUUAAUGUAAUCGCUAAAGAAAGAAGAGAGUUCUGAAGAACAAACCGAGGAGUGGACCAGACCAACCGAGACGACCAAGAGAACAAGAGCCACGACGACUCCUGGAUCAAGCACAUCAACAGAGGCGACCACCGAAGAAAUUACUACCACAACUGUUACUACUACAACAACAGUGGAUAGAACUAUAUACACUGGAGAAUGGAGUAAAUGGGCAGCAUGGAGUGGAUGCUCAGUGACUUGUGGAGGAUGUGGAAGGAGAAAGAGGCUGAGAGCGUGCUAUAAAGGGAACCGGAAAUGCCCGUAAGCUGAGAGGGAAAAAUAAGGUUGUUCUGAUUGAUUUUGGGGACAUAGAUGGGCUGUUUGAAGGUUAUUCUGAGGUAGAAAAAAGGAUAAGCUUGUUUGUUUCCAAGAAUCCAUAAAUUUCGGUCAUUUCCGAUCAAAACCACAACUUUCACACAAAAAAACAAAAAUGUCUGACAAAAAGAAUAUUUUUCUAAAUGUCAAAAAGUCCCAAAAAUUAUCGGUUCAACAGAUGGCAAAAUCGAUUGAUUUAUUUUCUGGUUUACUCAAAUUAGAUUAUACGUAUAUGUAUGUGUACAUACAACCAAAUCAAUUAUCUUUAUUCUUCCUUAUUUUCAGCGGCGAUCCCUUUGAAUACGAGGAGUGUGGAGAUGAGCCCUGCGGCCUGCAUACGAGAGCCCGGUCAUACCACAGAUGUGAGGGUCGAUUACUUCUUCCAUGUGAUUUGCUGGCUAAAUUGGACUUUGGAACCACGAGGUUACCUUUUACGCAAUCACAAGGUUCUAUUUUUUACAUUACAAACUUAAAGUUACUUUUUUACUGUAAACCAAAAAAGUUCAAAUUUUAGAGUAUGAUUUUGAACUUUCAGGCAUUUUUUACUUAAUGUGUUGUGCUUUUAGAGCCAGUAGCCCCUCCUCCACCUCCACCGCCUCCGGCUGAAGAGGUUUCUCAGAACUUUUAUCGAUCCAAGCGAAGCGUUUUGGGAGAAAUUUUAGGAAAAAACCCUGAAUUCAAUCAAAAUAAUGGGCAAAAUCUUGAAAUUCCAUUCCUCCCGAUGACCGAGAACAACAUCCGGAUCCUCCGUGAAAUCCAUCAAGAGCACGAUCGGAGGAAAAAGAGAUUCGUGGACGGAAAUAAACAGCUCGAACAGCUGGAUCUUCAUGUUUACUGCGAAAAGAAGUUCAGUUACAAUUGCCCGACCAAUUUGCUGACGAUCAGUGUUGAUUGGGCCAACGCUAAAGACAGUGUUGUCAGUCAGGAUACGCGAAGAUGUUGUAAGGGAUACACGUCGAGGGCAGGAAGAUGUCAAAAAGAUUAG